GCUUUAAUUUAAUCAGAAGGGAGGAGGGCAGCAGGCAAACUUUAUUCCCAGUUCUGCUCUGAAGAGGUUUGGAGAAACAGCAGGCUGAUCCAUGCAAGUUCUGUGCUUGUGAGUCCAGCUGUGCAUUUCCAGUUAUGAAGGGGGCCUGCCUCUUCUUCCUCCUUGGAUACCUGCUUGCGGCUGAAGGAGUCCAAUCUGCUGUGGCCACCAGACAAUUUCGAGAUGUGAUGAGUCGAGGAAGGGGACCUUCUCACACCAAGUUCCAUAGGGGGCUACACAGCUGGUCCUCAGAUCACAACAACUGGAAUGACAAGCUUUACCCAUACUGGGAAGAAGGAGAUCCCAGAUGGAAAGACUGCUGGAAAGGGGGAAGGGUUGUGGCCAGUCUGACCAGUGACAGUCCAGCUCUGGUGGGAUCCAAUGUAUCCUUUAACGUGAUCCUCAAGUUUCCCAGAUGUCAAAGGGAAGAUAAUGACAGCAAUAUAAUAUACGAUCGACACUGCAUCAAUGGUUCUUCUGAUUAUGCAAAUCUUCCCGACCUGUAUGUUUACAACUGGACUCAGUGGAUUGAUGAUUGCGACGGGCAGAAUUGCUCUCAUAACAGUAGUCACAAUGUGUUUCCAGAUGGCAGACCUUUCCCUCACCACAAAGACUGGAGGAGGAGAAACUUCAUCUAUGUAUUUCACACUCUUGGCCAGUAUUAUCAAACGACGGGAGGUUCUUCAGCUGCGGUGUCCAUCAACACAACAAAUAUCACGCUUGGAAAUCAAAUUAUGGAAGUAUCAGUUUAUAGGCGAAAUUAUCGAUCGUUUCAACCAGUAGCCACAGCAAAUGUUGUUUAUGUCGUAACAGAUAAAAUCCCUUUCUAUGUGAACAUGACCCAGAAGAAUGAUCGCAACGCCUCAGACUACAUUUUCAUCAAGGAUAUCCCUAUUACGUUUGAUGUCCAGAUUCACGAUCCUAGCCACUACCUGAACCGCUCUGCUAUAACCUACCGCUGGAAUUUUGGAGAUGGCAGUGGUUUAUUUGUUUCCAACAGUUCUGUUGAGAUGCACACAUAUAAACUUCUGGGAAAUUUCAGCCUUGACUUGACUGUCAACGCUCUUAUACCUGCCCCUUGUGGACCACCAACACCUCUUCCACCAGUAACUACCCCGCUGCCUUCGAAUGUAACUCCCAGCUUCAAUAGUUUAACAGAGGUGCCAACAGGACAGUCUCCUGUCGAAGGAUGCCAUAUUGCUCGAUCUGGACCUUAUAAAGCAUCUCUCUUCAUUGCAGAGGGGAUCCUUGGGGUCAAUAUUAUCCAGAUGACAAGUGUCCAGGUGGCAGCUACUGAGGUUGAGAACUCCAUGGUUGAUUUUGUGGUAACCUGUCAAGGGAGUCUUCCUACAGAUGCCUGCACAAUAAUUGCUGACCCCACCUGCCAGGUGUUACAGAGUGAGACAUGUGACCCUGUUGACAUAGAUGAGUGCCUGCUGACCAUAAGACGGACCUUUAACGAAUCCGGAACCUAUUGUGUGAACAUUACACUGGGUGAUGCAGCAAGCCUGGCUCUCACAAGUACUUUGAUAUCCAUCAAUGGAGCUGCAGGGUCAUUUUCAAGGACAGCAGAAGGAGUUCUGCUCGCCUGCGGUCUUUUGGUGGUUUUGGUUGCCGUCGCGACUUUUUUCCUUUACAAGAGAUAUAAAGAAUACAAGCCUAUUGAAAGAAAAACUGGAGACGAGGCCGGUAAUGAAGGACUGAGUGUUUAUUUCAACAAUGUCAAGGCUGUCCUCUUCCCGGCAAACAAUGAGAAACAUCCUCUGCUGAAAAAUAAGCCAGGAAUUGUUUAAAUAUUCAGUAUAAUUGCUUAUAUUUGUAUGCAUUUGGGGAUCUGCAUUAAACUGUCAUUCAAUGGAAGAAUACCUAAGUGUUAAAAUCAGGAUUUAUGUGGUAAGCUUGCAGUACUAUAGAAUGGCUGGUGUUGUGUUGACUUAGAAGUUUAAAAUGGCAUCUCAUGGAGAAAUUGAUCAUACAUUUUGCUUGCUUAUGUUCUUGAAUCUGCUAUGGUAUAUUAGCUAAUAAAUCAUUUAAGGUUGAUACGGUUUCCUAGACUAGUUACUCCUCCUGAGUAUCACUAAGUGUCUUUUUGGCAGAAAGUUUUUCUCCAAAUAAUUUUAGGCUGAAAUCCUAGCAAGUCAAGUUCCACCAAACUUGAGGGAGCUUGUUUCGGGGUAAACAUGCUGAGGAUCACGCUGUUUCAUUGGAAUUUCCCUAGUUCCCCUUGAUGGCAAUGUGGCUGCUUUGAAAACUGUAAUAGGUAUCACUUACCCCAAUGGCUUCAGAUGAAUAGUACAGAUACCCAAUAUACUCUCCAUCAGUUGAGCAACAUGCAGUUACAUGACUACCCUUGGUUCUGUUUCCUCUGCCAACUAUAUUCCUUAUACUUGAGAUACAUGAGAGCAGGAUCUCCCUUCUGCACCCAAAGGAGCAGUAGGCAAUGGGCACUGAAAAACCCAUGGCUCUGGUCCCUUGGGAUGUGUUUGUGUGCGGGGCUGUUUUUGAGUAGUCUACAUGCUGCUGAGUCUUCAGGCCACACUAGUCCCCACUUCUCUGCUCAGCAGAAUAUGCCAUGUGGUGUUGGCAUGGAGUGAUCCUAAAAAGGCUCUACAGUGUGUGUGUUUUUACUAGACAGCUUUCCUGAACAUCUGUGGUUUCGUGGCAAAGCGCUCAGCAGAAAGUGUGAGAAGUUCUCUUAGAAAUGCACCCUAGUACAAAGAUAUAUUUACACGAUUUCAGUCUGAAACCAGAGGACAAAGCAAUGCUUCCCUGGUGCUGCUUGCUUUUGUGCAAUAAUUAUGUUAUGCUAUCUAUCAAGCUGGAAAACUCACAUUGGCACACAGGACAAGUUGAUUCUACUACUACAUAAUCUGAGUUUAGCAAUGCUGUAAACUUUGGAAAUGUGCAGACUUUGAAAAUAAACAAUAUAUUUGGCUGAAAACUGCGGCAAGGAGGGUAGGCACAAUAGGCACAGUAGGAUUUAUGAAAUACUGUUAUGCAAUAUGCCAUUUAUAAUGCCGGAAGUUCUGAAGCCAACCAUAUAAAUUUUUAUGGUUGGCUUCAGAACUUUCUGCAUCUUAACAGCUUAUUCCACUAAAGAAAAUUAUGUGGAACUACCUACCUGCCUUCCUGGAAAAUGCAUAAGUGGUUUUUGAUUAAAUCUGUUCAGUAUAAAGCUGCUUGAUUUUGAUUUGCAGUUAUUUGGCUGCUUAGGUAUCUGCCUGAUCCUGCAGAUUGUGUAGAAUACUUUGCUCCACUUAUGUCCACUCCACACAGAGCUGCUGAAGACAUUUUAUAUCUGAGGCCAAGCCCUCCUCUCAACUACUGGGAUGAAGGGAGCACACAAAGGUUGUUGAAGGAUUUAGGAACUUCAGGAUAGAAGGAAGGGGGAAAGUCUUUUCUUUAUUCCUUUGUCUGCUUCCUGUCUUCUCUAUAAAUCAUUGAGAUGGGACAGGGAGGAAGAAAGGAGGACAAAAAAGAUGAGUCCUUUGCACCUUCCCUUUCCCACCUCACAAUUUUUCCAGGUGUUAAAAACAUGGCAAUAGCACCCAAAGUUGGACGCAAUCACUUUGCACUGCCUCAUAGCACCUGUUCCCCACCAGUUUAAUCUUUGCAGUGGUGUUUAUGAUAUAGGCAAGGUAGUGCCCUCUUUGAUAGCGAUGUUUUCCCUGCAGAAAUAGGCACGGUGAGCUCUAGAUGCAAAGAAGUACAGUUCUCUUGUAACUUUAAUAACGGUGUAGUUAUCAUGGCACUGUGGAUGUUAUGUGAUCUUAAGAGUACCGUACAGUCAUGCAGGCAAUUUAAGGUUAACAAUGAUGCAUUAAUGUUUUCAUUCCACACUACUGUUUUGCACCACAUGACUGGCAUGCCACCACACAGGUGUAAACAUCUUUUACUAAGUAGUAGGUGCAGCAUAGUUAGGGUUGCCAGACUCAAUAGAGGACAGGACUUCUGUGCCUUUAAUUGCCCUGCUCUCUUUUGAGUCUGGAAACCUUAAAGAGAAACCAGGAGACCCUUUGUUUAAUUUCCAAGCAGACUCUAUUGAGUCUGGCAACCCUAAGCAUAGUGGCAAGAGACUGAGCUGUGACUCUGGAAGACCCUAGUUUGCACCAUCUCUCUUUUGCAAUGAACUCAUUAAGUGGCUUGAAGCAAUAGAGUGGCUUGCAGGGUUGUUGUACAAAAUGCAGCUAGAUAAUGCAUGCUAAAUGCUUUUGAAGACUUGAAAGCACGCUAUAGAAGUGUUAAGUAUUACUGCUCCUAAAUUACUAAUGGCACGGAACUGGAAUGUUGGACGAAUGUUUACCUGAAUGUUGUUCGAUAAAUCUUCAGUAUUGCAAAGGACAGUUUAGCUGUGUAAAGUCUGCAUAAUCCGAUACUGGUUCUAAACAGAGGUAGCCCCACUGAAAUUAAAACGUCACAUCAGUACAUUCCUAUAUAUGUCUGCUCAGAUCAGAAGUCCCACUUACGUAGGUAAAUGGGGCAUACUCCCUGGUAAGUGUGCAGUCUUGAUAUAGUAUGAUGGGUCUACAAGCAUUACAGGAUAAGUAUAUUUUAAAGGUUUGGAAGUAUGAAUUAGUAUUAUCAACUUUUAUUUUUCUAUCUUGUACAAGUGGACAUACUUUUAUACAGAAGGCUACGAAGAGGAGGAAGUGUAAAUGAUUAUAGUUUUAAUGUCAUGGAAGAAAUUGUAUAUUGAAUGUGUCUUGCCUUACACUGAAACAUCACUAUUUCAGUCUGAGACAAGACAUAAUAAGAAUGAUUUGCCCCACUUAUUGCAACUCUGUUAAGUUGGAGUAAAAAAUUACACUAUUAUAGUUUGGCUUCUGUCUUUUAUAACCUACCAUUUCCUGGCAUGACUUAGAAAUGUAGUGUGUUUAAUAUUUUAGUCUAUGGAGAUCCUUGCAAAAUCUUACAGGUUCUUUGCGAAGAGAAAAUGUAUGUUUUCUGUUCUGUCUUUUCCUCUUGCAACUCUCAAUAAAGGUAUUGAUUUUAUCUAAUAUA
This is a messenger RNA of Zootoca vivipara (common lizard), 5040 nucleotides long. It is a transcript of the gene GPNMB, whose product is annotated as glycoprotein nmb. Gene Ontology annotation, cellular component: plasma membrane. Gene Ontology annotation, molecular function: integrin binding. Lineage: Eukaryota; Metazoa; Chordata; Lepidosauria; Squamata; Lacertidae. Gene Ontology annotation, biological process: cell adhesion. The record is from RefSeq and is a predicted model, not a curated record.